GUCACGUGGUCACGUCUGACAAAGCGCGUCACGUUGUCCGCCGGUCCGAGCACCGAAGCCAGCCCCACCAGACGACGGACGGUCAUGGCGGGAGACGAGCCCGGCCAGGAGGCCAGCCCGGAGCGGCAGACGGCCGAGCUGGGGGCAGGGCAGGGGGCGGCCCAGCAUAGCGCAGAGGCGGGAGCCGCGGAAGACAGGAUCAAACCAGGGCAACUGAAGACGGAGACGGGAGAGCCGAGCGCCGACGAUAAGCCCGAGAAACACGGCAUAACCCCCGAGCUCGUGCAGACGUUCCUCGACCGCUUCCUACCAGCCGGCAACCGAUCUGUCGUCAAGGCCUACAAGUACUGGCCUGUGGCCACGCUGGGGGAGGGCUACACGACCGUGAGAAAAGUUCUGGAGGUUACGUACUGCGAUGAGGUCAAGGAGAAAGAGGAGGUCGUCAACUUCGUCGUCAAACUGCCCGGCGGGAUGUUCGUCAAAGAGUGCCGCGACUUCGGGCUGUACGAGCGCGAGGUGGUCAUGUACGCCCAGGUGGUGGAGGUGUUCCGCCAGCUACUGACGUCUCGCGGCCAGCCCGUGCUGCUGCCGUUCGCCCGGCUGGCUUACGGCACGAUGCUGAAGGACGGCCAGAUCCUGGACGAGCGCGGCCAGCUGGCGGCCGACCAGCGGCUGGGCGAAAUGAUGGUGCUGGAGAUGCUCACGGGCUACGAGGUCGUCGACAAGAAGGUGGGGUUUGACCUGGAUCACGUGCGGCUGGUGCUGCCGGCCAUGGCUCGUUUCCACGCGAUGGGCUACGUGCUACACCAGAAACAUUCUGAAAGAGCCGAUCGUCUACGCAGCGUGCGUCUCGAGAUGCCGGACGACCUGUCCCAGUUCGGCCUGGCCCUGAAGCCCAUUCUGGCCGUGCUGGAGCACGAGGGCCUUCUGUCAGAGGCAGCCGCUGUGGACAGAGUCACCAGCGCCAAUCACUUCAUAGACGGCUUCAACCGUACCUUCACAGAAGAUCUGGACGUGGUAACGCUGGUCCAUGGUGAUCUCUGGAUCAGCAAUAUGAUGUUUAAGUACCGCACAGAUGAGGACGGCGUGCGCCACCCGGAGGACAUCAAGUUCUUGGACCUGCAGACGUCACGCUUCGGCGACCCGGCCUUUGACAUCAUAUACUGCAUGCUGACCUCGACGCGCCGAGCUUUGCGCCGCCAGCACUUCCGGGACAUGCUGAGCUGGUACGUGGCAGCGUUCCGGACUCAGCUAGAGGAACUGGGAGAGAAGCCGGACCAGCUGGCCCCCUGGCUCAGUGUCGACAGACUCUACAGCAUGUACGGAAAUGCGCUAAGCAACAGCUGGAUCCAGGCAGAGCAGGUAGUCCAGAUGCUGUUUUCGUCAGAGGAAGAUCGGAGCUUGAUCUUCUCCAGCAACGACAAAGAGGCAGCUCCAAAAGCCAUACAAACGAUGACGGAGCGGUGGCUUGCAGGAAAAUGUACCCCGGAACUUACAGUUCGAAUUCUGGAGAUCAUCGACGAGCUGGAAGAGUUUGGUUGUUUAAAAUAACGCCCAAACACGCUUUUCUGCGAGAUGUCCAGAGCACAAUGCUCCACAUAUUGCAACAAAUUGGUUUCGAGAAACGAAACGGGAAAUCGAGCGAGCUUUAGAAGGUUUCCUCCCAAGUUUCGCGAGUCCUGAAGCGCUGUCUCGGGAUACCUGUUACCGUGCCGCGCGUGUAGCUUAGAAACCAUACUGAUCCUGCUGGCAGUAUUUAUACUGUAGAUGUUAUGUUGAAUACCCUGUCAUUGAUGCUGAUCAGCGUGUGGGCCGUUCAACUAGUUCCACAUGAUUAUCACUCCUCAUCUACCCAGGGCCAUCCGCGCAGCUGAGUACCCUGGUCUGCCUGAGUGAAGGCUAAGCAGUUCUAGUAGUGCCCAUGUGUUAAAAAUAUCGUUCGUCAGGUUUCACUUAACUGGAGAAUCCUACUUUUUCACUUUCCACGCAUAGCAAAAUCACGGGGUCAAAAUUCAUAGGCAAAACCAUCUUUCUAGCAAUCCUUUAAAAAACUCAGAAAUUGGUUUUGAAGCAGCCGCUUCGACAGGAGGAAUCUCGUUGAGCUCCCUCCUCACCACUACGCAAUUAAUAAUUUCUCUUUGUUUGGCGUUUUCCAAUAUAUGUGUUAUGUGCUAUCCACGGCAUACCAAUUCGCCAAUAUCCUCCUGUAAUAACUGGGAUGAGUGCUUGAAAGCCUCUAUUUAGGGAAAUAUAUAUAUCCACAUAUAAGGGUAGCCUCACGAGAAUUCAACGAAACUUUUGCUCUGACAUGCAUUUCCCCCCGAUCGCGUGUAACAUAGUGACUCUGUUCGAAGGGUUCUCUGGCUCUGGCAAGCAUUGUUUACCAGUAUGCUUAUUUUGCGCAAGUCUGCCUUUUAAUGCAGGUUUACUCUAUCGAUAUGUCAGCUGCUGUAGUGACGCACAUGUUCCAGUAAUGCACUAUUCGCCAAAUGCUUAUGCCGCGCGCUAUGAUAAUUACAAGAAUUCCUGGCUACUGACAACAUUCAUACCUGAUCAACACGUGGUUGUAACACAUGUCCCGACUGCAGUCAUGAUGUACUGGAGCAUUAUGUAGUUUUAAUGAAGAUAUUUGUCUCCAUGUCAGCUUCAGCUUUGCCUCACAUUAUUCCACUCACUACCCACUCUAACCAUCAUUAUUAUGAGAGUGGGUUGGGUGAGGUGGGAGGUGAAGAGCUGUGCCUGGUCUUUCCUAACGGGCGGUGUCCUGGUCCCUCCCGAGGCGUCGCACACCAACGGACAGAUUCAGUUACCGCCGUGCACAACCCUGCAUCCCGGACGGUCCAAACUGGUCCCUGGUCACACCAUGACCUACGCAUCUUCAUGUCGUCACGCCUGAGGUCCAGUAGGAGACAACGAAAUUAGUCGACCGUCUCCUGGCCCGAAAGUAAAUAAAACCAUGCCUUCGAGUUACGCCACCCAUCAAACGUAUUUCUGCGUGAGAACGAGGCUGCGAUCGUCUGGUUCCUGACUCGUAACCAUCCGAGCCCUUUCCUCGGGCGUAUUCCGCGCUUUUCACCUCUCCCAGGCAUUACCACUCCUGUGACUCGACCCCGUAAAAAGGGAGCAUGACGCAAACCGAGUAAAAGCCUGCCCGCCUGGUGGGAGCGUCACCUGACCGAUUUGAAAGCCAUUGCUACGCCAAGUUGGCCGUCCUGC
Pollicipes pollicipes is the source of this 3216-nucleotide messenger RNA. RefSeq lists its product as uncharacterized. The transcript has 7 exons. The record is from RefSeq and is a predicted model, not a curated record. Lineage: Eukaryota; Metazoa; Arthropoda; Thecostraca; Pollicipedomorpha; Pollicipedidae. Bases 85 to 1551 code for a protein of 488 amino acids.